Ustilago hordei is the source of this 240-nucleotide messenger RNA. RefSeq lists its product as uncharacterized. The record is from RefSeq and is a predicted model, not a curated record. The transcript has 2 exons. NCBI's taxonomy places the organism in Eukaryota, Fungi, Basidiomycota, Ustilaginomycetes, Ustilaginales, Ustilaginaceae. Bases 1 to 240 code for a protein of 79 amino acids.
AUGGCGCGAGCAAGGCAGCUGCUCGCGUGCUCAUCUUUCUUCCCUCAUGUCUCGUUGUUCGUCAUUCGUCUAUCUCACAACCUGUUUCUUCACCCAUCCUUGUGUUUUACCGCGUCAGUGCCACAAGCGACAAGCGAUCAACGCUAUUCACAACAACAACAACAACAACAACAACAACAACAACAACAACAACAACAACAACAACAACAACAACAACAACAACAACAACAACAACAAUAA